This is a messenger RNA of Rhodotorula graminis WP1, 3234 nucleotides long. RefSeq lists its product as uncharacterized. Lineage: Eukaryota; Fungi; Basidiomycota; Microbotryomycetes; Sporidiobolales; Sporidiobolaceae. Gene Ontology annotation, biological process: positive regulation of transcription by RNA polymerase II. The coding region runs from base 1 to 3234 and encodes 1077 amino acids. Gene Ontology annotation, cellular component: nucleus. Gene Ontology annotation, molecular function: ATP binding; ATP-dependent chromatin remodeler activity; DNA binding. The transcript has 11 exons. The record is from RefSeq and is a predicted model, not a curated record.
AUGGCCGCGCCGCCACCGCCGCUCAAACGGCGGUUCGCCCUCGAGCGCACCGACUCGACGGGCUCGCUCCUCGCCCACGCCGCCGACCUCUCGCUCAACUCGAACCGCCCGACCCCGACAGCCAGCCCCGGGCCCGAGUCGGGCACCGCCACGCCGUUCGAAGCAAGCUCGAGCACCGCCGGUCCCUCGCAGCAGGACCAGCUCGGGCGCGGCAAGCGCCCCAAGACGCGACACAGCCACACUCCGGCCUUCGUCCUCGCCCUCCCGGUUCCCUCGGCGCCCAGGGCCGACGGGCCGCAGCAGAGCAAGGUCAAGAGCAAGAACAAGGACAAGGGCAAGGGCAAGGCCAAGCUCUCGCGCGAGGCGCACGGCGGCGAGAAGGUCGGCGACGAGUGGUGGUUUACCGAUCCCGACGAGCUCGAGCGCAGGCGCAACGCCCUCAUCCUCGCCAACGCCACGACUUUCCUGAACGUCCUCCCGUCCUCUUCGCCCAACUACGUGUCGAAGCUCCUCGAGUCGACCAGCACGGCGGUCCCGCACAAGGUUGUGCGGCCCUACCGGUCGAUCCCGCAGCCGUCGAGCGUCGCCGGCGGGCAGCCUGUCCUCAAGGACUACCAGCUCAAGGGCCUCUCGUGGCUCGCCUACGUCGCCGAGAACGGCGGCUCCUGCAUCCUCGCCGACGAGAUGGGCCUUGGCAAGACGCUCCAGACGCUCGCCCUCAUCGCCUGCCUCGCCGAGCAGCACGGCCGCAAGGGCCCGCACCUCAUCGUCUGUCCGCUCUCGGUCCUCGGCUCGUGGGCAUCCGAGAUCGAGCGCUGGCUCCCCGACUUUACCGCGAUGCGCUUCCACGGCGAGGCGGGCGAGCGCCAGCGCCUCAAGUCGAUGUACCCCGAGCUGCAGCCCGACCUCGUCGUCACGACGUACGAGCAGUUUGUCUCCGAGGCGCACUGGUUCAAGACCCAAGGCCUGUACGGGCUCGUCGUGCUCGACGAGGGCCACCGCAUCAAGAACCACGAGUCGCAGGCGGCCCACGCGCUACGGUCGAUCCGGUCCCGCAUGCGCCUCAUCCUCACCGGCACGCCCCUCCAGAACUCGCUCGUCGAGCUGUGGUCCCUCCUGCACUGGUUGUACCCGGCCGUCUUCACCGACAAGACGCUCGGUCUGUUCCGCGACGCGUUCAACCUGUCGGCGGGCCUGUACGACUCGACGUUCCUCGAGAAGUCGCAGAAGCUCCUCGGCGACGUCGUCAUGCUCCGGCGCACCAAGGAGGGCGUCUCGAGCGAGCUGAGCGUGCCACCGAGGGAGGAAUUCACCCUGUACCUCCCUCUCUCGCCCAUCCAGCGCUUCUGGUACCAACGGCUCCUCACGCGCUCGGACCUCGGCACCCUGAGCGAGCUGUUCGGCGACUCGGCCGCGUUUGACGAGGCGGCGCUCGACCUCGCCAAGCAGGAGGUGGCCGCCGCGACGAGCACCCAGGGGCGCAACAACGCCCUCGCGCGCGUCACGAACCUCGAGAAGUCGAUCGCUCGGCGCAAGAGCGGCGCGAGCGUCGUCGACGGCGACAAGCAGGCGCUCGCGCAGAUGCGCAAGGUCGUCGAGGAGGAGAAGAAGAAAGGAGGAGACGCCGGCGCCUACAAGAAGCUCAUGAUGCUCAUGAUGCAGCUCCGCAAGUGCUGCUCGCACCCGUACCUGUUGCCCGACUCGGAGCCCGAGGGCGAGCUCACGGUCGACGAGCACGUCGUCGCCGCGUCGUCGAAGCUCGUCGCGCUCGACAAGAUCCUCGGCGACGCGUUGCCCAAGGGCGAGCGCGUCCUCAUCUUCAGCGGGUUCACCCGCAUGCUCGACAUCCUCGAGGACUACAUGGACCUCAGGUCCUACAAGUACGCACGCCUCGACGGCCAAACGUCGCGCCCUCGUCGCGCCCUCGACAUCCGCCUCUUCCAGCGCGAGAGCUCGGCGCUCCAGGUCUUCCUCAUCUCGACCCGCGCCGGCGGCCUCGGCGUCAACCUGACGGCCGCGUCGACCGUCGUCAUGUUCGAGAGCGACUUCAACCCGCAGGUCGACCUGCAGGCCAUCGCGCGCGCGCACCGCAUCGGCCAGACCAAGACGGUCCACGUGUACCGCCUCGUCACGGCGGGCUCGGUCGAGGAGCAGGCCAUGUCGAGGUUGCGCAAGAAGCUGUACCUGUCGCUCAAGAUCAUGGGCGGCAUGCGCAACGCGACCGAGCGCUUCGACGACGAAGAGGACAUGGUCGACGCGACCAACAAGAACGAGGACGACGCGCCUCGCCUGACUCGUGGAGAGCUCAUCUCGAUGCUUCGUGCCGGCGCGGGCGCCGCCGCCGACGAGUCGCACGACAAGAACGGCAACGACGCGUUCACGGCCUUCCGCAAGGCGUCCUUCGCCGACCUGUGCCAGCGCGGCCGCGAGCGCGACAUGGCCAAGGACCUCGGCGUCAAGGCCGAGCUCGGCGAGGCGAUCAGUGUCGAGGAGCGCGAGCGUCUCGCGCGCGAGGAGGAGGAGGAGGAGCGCCGGCUUCUCGCAGGGCGCGAGCUCAUCUCGUCGCGCAAGUGGGAGGGCAAGACGUACACGGCGACCAACACCGACAUCCGCCAGGAGUUGGAGGCGCUCGUCAAGCGCCAGUCGAAGGCUCGCGUCGUGAUGAUCGACGGUCACGCCGUCGCCACGCACUCGGUUUCGACCAAGGCGUGGGAGGCGGUCCCGACCAUCACGUCGUCGGCCAAGGCGACGGCCAAGCUCGCCAACACCAAGCGCACGACGCGCAAGUUCGAGCACGAGGACUACUGCCACGCGUGCAAGGACGGCGGCAACCUGUACCUGUGCAGCGGCUGCCCGCGAGUCUGGCACGCCGACUGCGUCGGCUCGACCACCAAGGCCCUCGCUAGCCUUCCGAUGUUCCAUUGCCCUCAGCACAAGUGCUCGGGCUGCGGUCGCUCGACGGCGGCCGCCGGCGGCCUCCUCUUCCGCUGCCAGACGUGCCCGAAGGCGCACUGCGAGGACUGCCUCGACGACGGCUUCGACGAGGUCGGCGAGGCGCUCCCGGAGCUCCUCCUUCGCGGCUUCGGCCCGCAGCGCCAGAUCUACUGGGUUCGCUGCUCCGAGUGCGUCGCGUACUUCCGCGAGCACCCGAAGGAGGAGGCGGCGAGGCAGGCGGCCGAGGCUGUCGUCGCGAAGAAGGUGGCGAAGGCGGCGGCCCGCGGCGGUCGUCGGUGA